CUGCGAUGGCGAACCGAGUCUUCAAGGGCAGGCGGGCAGCAGGGCCGGUUCAGGGGUCGGGGUGAAGCAGGGGCACGUUUGAAGCGCAUCGAAGGCAGAUUCGAUGGGAGGAAGGGAAAAGCCACAGAAGCAGUGAACGGUGUGGCAGCUGUGCGGUCACAUCUUGUUCCCUGAGAGAGCUGCCGUUAGAGUGACCAGGACCCUGUCGCUUGUUAACAAGUACACGAAUGGAGACGGAGGGCGUUUUCUUCUAUGACCUUCUUCCCGGUACGUGAUAGCACUAGGAGGAAGUUCUGUGUGGCACACUUUGGGAGAGAAGUGUGAGCUGGCGUCUGUGGCCUUGGGCUGGUUGGGAAGUCUGGAUCUGGAAGCAGGUGUAGCCCGACGGGUCUUAGGAGCUGAGCUGGGAGGAGACCCCUGAAGGCCAGACGGCCCGGUACUUCUGACCCCCAGACAGGUGCUCUCGGAAGCAGGCUGCGCUCUGUGUUGUGGGCCAUUGUUGGCGAGGUGGUGAAGCAAAGAGACAUUUUGUGUCCAAUGGUAUUGUGGUUAUUAUUCUUUAUUUGAGAGAGAGAGAGCAAGGGAGAGAGGUGGGGGGAGGAGCAGAGAGAGAGGGAGACACAGCAUCCGAAGCAGGCUCCAGGCUCUGAGCUGUCAGUGCAGAGCCCGACAUGGGGCUUGAACUCACAACCUGUGAGAUCGUGACCUGAGCCGAAGUCGGACGCUCAACCGACUGAGCCCCCCAGGCGCCCCGGUGUUGCAGUUACAUUUACUCCUCCAGCGAUUAUAAUGCCCGCCUUUCCGAGUUCCUUCCGGGACUUCCCUCAUCAUGCGUGGUCCAUUCCAGUAACGCUCUCCAGCCCUGAGCCAACCUGCCUCCCUGUGGAAUGUGCCCCUCAUCUCUGCCCAGACCUCUGGAGUUGCCAGGUCUGCCCCUCCUGCCAGCCAGCUCUGUUGCUUCCGUGGGGGAACACAGUGCAGUUGCCACAACACGUCCUCAGCGUCUCCUGGAACCAUUAAACUGCCCCGUGGGGUAGGUCGCCCUGGUUCAUGUUUUACAAGUGAGGAAUCCAGCUCAUGAGGUUGGCGUGGUUACCCCAAGGCCAUCCUCCUGGUGGGAGCAGGGCCUCAGAAUUGGGACUUUUGCUGCAGACCUGCAGUGUAGACCCCACACUUCGAUAGGCCGCAGCUCUCCUGUACACCCUGUUGUUGGUGAGUUCGUUCAUAGACUCAACCGCAUCUGUAUUUGUUAGCACUUGCCGUGUGCACAGUGCCCUGCCGGGUGCCGGAGCCACAUCGGUGAGAGAGCCCCGGCCUCUGCUCUCCGAUCACACAGCCUGGAGGCCGUGACCAUAGCAUUGGACACGUACGCACGCCCUUCCACGUCAUCCUUGGCGGCUGGAGUAGACAGGCCUGCCUGAGGCCGGUGCGGGGGCCUUGCGGCCGGGGAGGUGGGUCGGGUGGCCGCAGAGGGUGAGCAGGCGGUCAGAGGGGGACGGGCACCGAGUGGGCCUUCCUGUGGUCGGGCCUGAGCAGCCGCCCCGCGCACGCCCAGGUGUGUGGAGGCGGGGCCUGGAAACUGGGCGUUUUUCUGCGGCUUCCACGCUGACAGAGCACCAGGCACUUUGACUCGAUCCUGGCUUGAAAGCAAAGCCCUGGUCCUUACCGGAGCUUUUGGCCCUGCCGAAAGCAUGAUACGCCUGUUUUUUUUUAAAUCCCUGACUUGAGAUUAUGCUUCCUUAUUCUUAAAAAAAAAAAAAAAAAAAAGAGCAAGAGAUGGGUGUUGCCCACAAGGGGCACCUGCAGGGGGCUCCCGGGGGGUUGGUGCGGGUGCAGUGUUAGAGGGGAGAACACGUGGUAGUGACCGGCCCUGCCAGCUCCCGAGUGCUCUUUCAGAGCCAUCCAUGUGCCCCCUCGGGAGAGCGGAGCGGCCACCCGCAGGUUCCGUCAUGCAUGAUGUUUUGUCUGGGACCCGGGACACUUGGAGUGCCGUGGGGGCGCCCGGCCAUGCUGCCCUCGUUGGUCUCGCGCAGUUCGUGAAGGACUUCCACGAUUCCCUUGAGUUCCUCCCGCACUGGCCCAGCUGGCUCCUCUGUUCCUGCUAUGCCGGGCCCCGGGGACUUGACACCGCCUUCUCGGGCAGCUGCCCCCACCCACUCUAUCCUUCAAGGUCAUUCUUCCUCUAAGACCCCACUUCCCAUGUAUGCAAGUGCACAGGCCCUCCUUUGCUAUAGAAAUUUGACUGUCCGUCCCUGUAAGACUGGGAACUCACAGAAUAGCAGAUCGGGGCAUGUUAAGGAAUUUGCAGAGUUUUUACGGUCGUGUCAUGGUCCCUGCUCGUGUUCUUGACUGUAGGGUAAGAGCCUGAGAGAAAGUGCUCCAUGGACCUGGCCCCGCGCACACAGCACUCACUAGGCUCUUCCCCGUCUCUGUGAUUUGGAGAGGCCAGCUUAGAUGCUGCCGUUGCUUUGACUCCGGGCCUGGCCACGUGUUCCCAGGGCCCCCUCUACCCUGGGCUUUCCACAUGUCAGUUUGGGACUGCGAGGGGCCAGUCUGCACCAAUACAGCCAAGUAGCUCCUGGGCCAUCCGGGACUGGGCGUAAAUUGUAUUUUGCAGCUCUACAAAGGAAAUAUAAUUAGCCAAUCAAGUAUGGGUAGGAGUGAAGGGCUGGGGCCUGAGAAUUUGCCUAACACAAAAGGCUUAGUCUGAUUUGACACGAAGGGCUGGAAACUGCCUUCCCCGAAGACAGAGAAGUAGAGGGUGGAAAAGGGGUCCACACGGUCCCCAGUGCUCCAGGGAAGAGGGGUCUCAGGGAGCUCAGAGCUCCCCAUCUGCAGUCACAUGAGCAUCGUGUCACUCCCAGGCGGUGACUAAGUGGAGGCAGAGGUGAGCAUUCUAGAUCCCUGGAGGUUGUCGGAGUUGGCCUUGGCAGCAACGGCGGUCUGUCACGAGCAGACUCUUUUGUAAACGCCUGAAGAAUUUUCAUAAUAAUCCAAGGGGACCCUCUGAUAAAGCCCUUUCUUUCCCUCUGUGUUUUUCAGUGGCGCCUGUCUCCAAAGUCAUUAAGUGUCAUUUCACUGGUAGGGUGAGCAAAACAAAAGCAGAUUAAGCUAGGUUUUAAAGCGCAGCUGUACAAAGGUACAGAAACAGAGGCCCGGAAAUGAGCUCCAGUAAUGGUGUUGGCACCCUCCCCACCCCCGCCACCCUCGGACAGGAGGCCCGGCUGGCUGCCACCACUCGCCUGCGUCCCCUGGAGUGCGUGUGGCCUUGUGCCAGGAGUGUGCCAGCCAUUGGCGGCCUCACCCCUGCGGCAGCAUGGGCGUGAGGUCAACUGCUUGCUCUCUGUCUCCCUGAGAGCCACAGCUGAGACCUGGUGUUUAUGGUGCUCCACCCACACUUCGGUGAGGUCAGAGUCCCCUGUGACUAUCUCCAAGUAGAGGUCACUGGUGACCCCCUCUGGUGAGGGCCCGUCCCAGGCUCCCGUCUUCUAGAAUCCAGUGGUGAGCGGUCCUUACGCGGACGGCCUGAGAGCUUCUCCCAGAUACACAUACAGCAGCCAGACCCAGGUCAGGUGGUGGUUUCCCCCUGCCAGCUGGCCAGGCGGGGUAAAGACAGAGAGGGAAGACCGUGCUUGGGCAGGUGGGUCCUAACUCCAAGGCAUCUGCUCUUUCCUCCCGAGUAGUAAAAGCUGUACCAUCGGGAUGGUUCUCCGGCUGUGGAGCGACACGAAAAUCCACCUUGACGGAGAUGGGUAAGGAGAUCUCUUUAAUUCUUCCACUGUGGACUUUGAAACACCAAGCUACUUUGGGCAUUGUUGGGUAAUCAUCCACAGGGUCACAUGUGUGAUGUGCUCAUUACAUCGGGAGAAACAGCAUGCCCCUUAGUGAGCCACACAAGGAAGGGGACGUUUUGGCGUUGCAUAAGGGCAUUUGGGUCACAAAGUAGCAACGGAAGGGUAUUUACAGGAGGUCCGCCGCGUGUGAAGUUCAAGAGCAGCAGGCAGCUGAUAUUCAUACGUUUACCUUGAUGUGUUAGAUGAAUACUCAGUACGUGCCCUCCAGGUGGAGCUGGUCUCUGUAAGUUUGUAGUUGGAAAGGACACAGCAGGAGCCCCAUGGUCUGUGGGGGUGCCGGGAAAGACAGACAGACAGCUGGCAGGCGGAGCAGCAUUUCAGGUGCCUCUCUGGGGGGCUGCAGAGGAGGAACCCUUCCGUUUGGCCUGGGCAGGUAAACAAGAGACGAAGAGCCAUCCGGGUCCCACAUACAUUUGCUUCCAAGGGAAAUACGCGGGUUCUGCCAUGAGUGGAAAGGAGCGGAGUAGAAGUUUAUCCCUCCACUGAGAUUCCAACGUGGGUUCAGCGUCAGCACAGCGGGACGGAUGCACGUCUUCAAGCCCGUGUCUGUCCAGGCCAUGUGGUCUGCCCUGCAGGUCCUUCACAAGGCCUGCGAAGUGGCACGGAGACACAACUACUUCCCCGGCGGCGUGGCUCUCAUCUGGGCCACCUACUAUGAGAGCUGCAUCAGCUCCGAUCAGAGCUGCAUCAACGAGUGGAACGCCAUGCAGGACCUGGAGUCCACGCGGCCCGACUCCCCGGCCCUAUUUGUGGACAAGCCAACUGAAGGGGAGAGGACCGAGCGCCUCAUCAAAGCCAAGCUCCGGAGCAUCAUGAUGAGCCAGGAUCUGGAAAACGUGACCUCAAAAGAAAUCCGUAAUGAAUUAGAGACGCAGAUGAACUGUAACUUGAAAGAAUUCAAGGAAUUCAUAGACAACGAGAUGCUCCUUAUCUUGGGACAGAUGGACAAACCCUCCCUCAUCUUCGACCAUCUUUAUCUCGGCUCUGAAUGGAAUGCGUCCAAUCUGGAGGAGCUGCAGGGCUCAGGUGUUGACUACAUUUUAAAUGUCACUAGAGAAAUAGAUAAUUUUUUCCCUGGCUUAUUUGCAUAUCAUAACAUCCGAGUCUACGACGAGGAAACAACAGACCUUCUUGCCCACUGGAACGAGGCGUACCAUUUUAUAAACAAAGCAAAGAGGAACCAUUCCAAGUGCCUGGUGCAUUGCAAGAUGGGUGUCAGCCGAUCCGCUUCCACGGUCAUAGCCUACGCGAUGAAGGAGUUUGGCUGGCCUCUGGAAAAAGCGUACAACUACGUGAAGCAAAAGCGCAGCAUUACACGCCCCAACGCGGGCUUUAUGAGGCAGCUGUCUGAGUAUGAAGGCAUCUUGGACGCGAGCAAACAACGACACAACAAGCUGUGGCGCCAGCAGGGCGACACCUGCCUCCAGCCGCCCAUGGAGGACCCCACAGGGUCUGGGGACUUCUUGCCGGAGACCCUGGACGGCACCCCAGAGGCCCAGCUGCCCUGCCUGGACGACGCUGCCCAGCCUGGGUUCCCAGACAGCAGGGCCCCAGGAGGAGCCGCCCUCCCCUGCUGCUUCCGGCGACUCUCAGACCCCCUCCUGCAUCCCCCCAGCGGCGAGACCCGCAGCGUGGUCCACCUGGAGGACCUGGAGAGGGACGCCCUCCUGGAGGAAGCAGCCGAGGCGACUGAGGCACACAGGCCGGCCGCACAUCCCCAGGAAGCUUCCGGACCCUGCGAGAAGGAGGUGAAGAAGAAGCUGGAGUUCGGGAGCCCCAAGGCCCGGAGUGGCUGGUCGCCCCAGGUGGAGGAGAUGGAAGGGGAGGAGGCCCCGGGAGCAGGGCGGUGGGGGCGGCCCCCGCCCCAGCUGGACCAAAGCCUGCUUAACCGGGAAAACCUGAACAACAACAACAGCAAGAGGAGCUGUCCGGAGGACUUCGAGCACGAUGCUAUAUUCGGGAUCCUUAACAAGGUGAAGCCUUCCUACAAAUCCUGUGCCGACUGCAUGUACCCUACAGCCAGCGGGGCUCCUGAGGCCUUCAGGGAGCGGGGCGAGAACCCCGGUGCCCCCGCCAUCUGUACCCAGCCGACCUUCCUGCCCCACCUCACAUCUUCCCCUGUGGCCUACACGUCCAGCAGGGCCCGAGCUUUAGAGAGACUGGCCUCUGGCCCAAGCGAAAGUCUCCCUUUCCUACCACCAGCAGGCUCGAGGAGGUCAGACGGUGGUGGCUCUGGGGCUGAAGCUGUCCCAGAGCUACCAGCUAGCCUUUCGGAACCUUCCAGAGAAACCCAAAGAGCCCUGCCAAAGUCCCUCCUUUUGAAGAACUCUCACUGUGAUAAGAACCCUCCAAGCAUGGAAGUGGCGAAGGAUGAAUCCCCACCCAAGAAAGAUCCGAAGCCAGCCAAGGACCUGCGGCUUCUGUUCAGUAAAGAAGCUGAGAAACCAACCACCAACAGCUACUUGAUGCAGCACCAGGAAUCCAUCAUUCAGCUGCAGAAGGCGGGCUUGGUCCGGAAGCACACCAAAGAACUGGAGAGGUUAAAGGGCACGCCCGCAGACCCGGCUUCUCCCUCCAGGGACGGCACGACCAGCAGGCUGGAGGCCAGCAUCCCCGAGGAGAACCCCGCUCCGCCGGGGCCCCUGCCGCUGCCUCGCCUCUCUGGGAGUGACGAGAAGUCAGAGGCCCUCCCCGCUCCACUUGAAGGAGCCCCACUCAAGAGUCCCACCCCCUUCCUCUGCCGCCUGGAUCACACCAGUCAUUUCUCAAAAGACUUCCUGAAGACGAUCUGCUACACCCCCACCUCCUCCUCCAUGAGCUCCAACCUGACCCGGAGCUCCAGCAGCGACAGCAUCCACAGCGUCCGAGGCAAGCCCGGGCUCGUGAAGCAGCGGACGCAGGAGAUCGAGACCCGUCUCCGGCUGGCGGGCCUCACCGUUUCCUCCCCGCUGAAACGCUCACACUCUCUGGCCAAGCUCGGAAGUCUCAACUUCUCGACAGAGGACCUGUCCGGUGAGGCGGACGCGUCCACCCUCGCCGACUCCCGGGACGCUAAGUUGGGCGAGUCUUCCUUCCCUUGUGAGCCCCGGGCAAACCCAAGGAACCCAGCUGCAGCCUCUCCGCCAUCAGGGAAACCCGCUUCAGAAAACUUGAGAAGCCCCUUGUGGCUGAGCAGGAGCUGACCCGCCUCUUGCUGCGUUUGGACGGACACCGUCACGUGAUCCCUCCGUGCGUUUCACCGGGGGUUUUGGUCAGCCCCUUGUAUCUUGAUUUCUCCUAAACAGUGGAUGCUCGGACUUUCCCCCUCUUGCCACAGAGAGGAGGGGAAGAGACAAAAAAUAACGUAGCCCAAGAAGAAAGGGGGAAGAAGCCAGCUGUGUGGCCCUGGAGAGCCAGAAGCCGUCGGCCAGUAGAUACAAAACCCUGAUCCCCAGGUCCUGUGGUUUCAGGAAGAAUCCUGUUUUAAAAAAGCAUAUACAGAUGUGCAGACACAUCGCAAGUACUCCCUUGGCACCGUGCGAGAGAACGGGAGCCGAGAUGGCUCCGUCGCCACGCGCACAUUCGUAGCUCAUUCGGGCCCUCGCGGGGAAACCCUUGGAUGGCAAUAUUAAGUCCUACCUCUGUUCUUGCUGUGCUUUUUGUUUUUAAGAUACAACAGUGACCCAGGCUCGUUCCAGGGGAUGAUGCUGUGUCAGAAAAGGUUUUUUCCAAAAGAGAGUUUUUUCUUUGGUCCCCACCAAAAAAAAAAAAAAAACCACCCCAAAAAGCGUUAAGACUUUUAAGUCGACCACACCAAGCGCCGCUAGGUAAAGUGAACACGAAGUCGUCCAGUGACGUUGCUGAAACCAACUCUAUGGCGCGUGGAGAUCAUCCGUACGGUUGACUUCUUUGUCCUGGUUGUGUUGUUACGGCUGAGUGAUGCGCGUCUGGUCAGCGCCGGGGCGAGGGGCACGGGGGCGGGAACGUACGUGACGUCCUUGGUCGUUGCCAAUGGCAAAGUUUAAACUGCCCCCAACCUGGGAAGGAGGACCCACGACGCACUGCGGGUCCCUCAUCCGCUGCUGGACCCGGUGCGGUUGUGUUGAGGCUUUGGAAGUGAUUGGGCGUCUGGUGGGGACGGUGGUGCUGCCACUUGGAUCGAUCGUCCUGCCAGGAGCCCCGGCCCUCGGGUUCCUUGGGUCACAGGAGCGUGUUUGGGGAGGCAGAGGGGGUCUCCCUCCUGGGGAGCGACUCUGCAGCAGCUUCUCAGAGAAACGAGAUGAUGGAAAAGCUUCCCAGAUGUUUACAGCUGCCCCUUCCUUAGGUGAGGACACUGCUUCCUGUUUCUCUCUGGCUCUUCCUCGCGGUGAGGCCAGAGCGGAGGAGAGGUCUGUAGUCCUGGCCUGGGCUCCAGGUAGCCCCCUUUCAGAAUCCAGUGAGCUGCACACGUCAUGCUGUCACUGGUUCCGGGCUGGGGGGGCGGUGGCGGUGGGGGAGGGGCUCCGCAGGUGUUGUGCGGAGCCCCUGUUAAAAUAUUUUGGAGAGAGAGAAAAGAGGCUCGGUGGGUAAGGCAGAAAGGUUUCAUCCAAGGAGGCAGAAAACUGGUGUACGGACCCAUGGGCCAAGAACAUUUUUAAGAGGUUACAAAAAAAAUAACAAUAUGCAACAGGUGCCAGGUAGCCAGCGAAGCUUAAGAUACUCACCCUCCAGCCCUUUAUAAAGUUUGCGGACCCUGGGCUUUAUUCGACACCUCGAGGCUCCAGAACAAAACUGGCGAAUCUGAAGGCCCUCCCUGCCUCUUGGACACCUCAAGCCAAACCCUUGCCUUCUCCCGACCCAGACCUUGCCAGCACCCCCCCCCAUCCCCCCACCCCCACCCCUCGCGGCUCUCACGCAGGGUAGGGUCGCUGUGUAGGUGUGAGGGCGCUGCUGGUCGAAGCUUUCCCGGAGUAUAGCUGGCUCUCCGCCGGCGGCCAGAUUGGUUCAGUGAAACUACGAGCCUCCCGGGCCCAGCCAAGCUCCGAAAGUGGGCGAAGGAGUCGCCGUCUUACGUUUUACGUUGGUCAGACCUGGGCCCCCCGAGAGCACUCCGGGAAGGAUCUUCAGGAACAAGAGUGAUCCACAUUCCAACUAGCGGGUAGAGUCUGUGCAAAAAUGCUCUCUCCAGGAACUUUUCCUCUCUGGCAUUCUUUUUUAUUUUUAUUUUUUUAUCAUUUUUUUUUCUAACAUUACGUUACUUUAUAGGAAUUUAUUUUCCCACCUGUCAAUCCAAACCACCUUAAAAGGUGAUUAUCUGCUUCUUCCUGAAAACCCUUUUGGGUACCCCGCCCCCCCCCCCACUCCCGCCACCGCCCUGGCCAAAAGAAACAUAUUCUCAAAAAACAUACCAAGUUCAAUACAUUUUGCCAAAUUAAAUUUCAUGUGGUGGCUCAAUUUUUGUGUCAAAAUAAUCCUUUAGGUUUGACGCUGACAGGCUUGGGUUGCCCUUUUAAGACCAGGUCUGUGUGUGAGAACCGGAUGUUUUUAAUUUUCAAAGUGUAGGAGGAGGAUUAGGAAUUUGAGUGAGUCUUUGGCUUCCGGUUGCCCAUUUGUCUUCAGAAGCACGGCUCGCCUUUCAGCGUCUACACAGACCAGGGCCCAGGUCCCCAUUAUCAGAGCAAAAUGAAGCCCUCUUGAUUUAAUGGCUACCACUCUGGCCUGGAGGAAAGGAUCAAAGCUUUUCUCCCAGACCCAGAGGAGCAAGAACACCUCGCCAGGCUUGGGGGCACCCUGGCAAAGACAGGCUCACGCUGGCCCCUGGAAGAGGAAGUUUGUGCCACACGACAUGCCGUGUCUGGACCGAUGCCCCGUCGCGUCUUCCUUGCUGAUGGCGAGAAUUCUGAACAUGGGUGGCACAAGUUAGAGGCGGGGUCUUUGCUGUGAAAGUCGUUGGUUUUGGUGACCACCCUCUUCGGAGAACGCCCUUGCUGAAACAGAGAGCAAAAGUUUCCUAAGUCAGCUUGAUGAUCUCCCUGAGCCUUGAACCGCUUUUCACGUACUGUCUCGCCUCUCUCUCUUUCGCUUUAAUUCCUGUGGCAUGCCAGAAGUUAGACUCAACUUCCCCAGAUGUUCAUCUUGCAUUGAUUCGGGGCGGGGAGGGUCUUCUUGUGAAGCUUUAAGUUUUCGGGGGAAACUGGUCACGGAGAGAGAAACCACAGGACCCCCUGGUCAUGAUCUGACAAUGUCGAUUUCAGUUUCUUGGCCGGGUAGCGACUGCAGGGCCUUGGAGCGAUGUCCAUCACCGCGUGAACUUGAGAACAAAGUUGCCCACUCUUGGCAUUCCCUGCUGCUUUGAUCUCACGGUGUGGGGACCCAUGCCGAGCUCUGGGUGCCCAACAGUAGGCUCCUGGGUAGUGGGUAGCGGUACCCUGUCCGUCAUGCAUGAGAUCGCUCACUAGCUGCUCACAGAUGGCUGCACUGUGCCAGCCUCUUCUGUUCCCCUCCACACCUCUCGCCAAAAACCAUUCCAGCCCCUUCUAGAGCCUUUUCCCUCCCGGAUAAGCCCAGAGGAUGCCACAGAAUUAACCUCUUCAGGACAGCCCUGGACUUAGGCACCUGUCUCUCCACACGGCCAGAUCCCAGAAGGUUCAUGACUCGCCCUGCUCCCCUGGGACCAUUUCUCCCCAGUGAGAAGAAAUGCUACAUCGUCAAGGUCAUAGAAGUAACCUUACCCAAGGUGUCUGAAGAGAGACGUGCCCUCUGUUGACAGGAAAUGCCCGGUGCUGGAAUACAUUUCACCCAGCGCUCCUCUGGCUUGCCGCAGACACAGCGAGGGCAGGAGCACUAGGCAGGCUAAGGAGUUUGUGACACAGCAUGGUGCAGGUUCACCUGCUCUGCUCCCACCCCGCAGGUUCUUGCCGAUGCUGCAUGCCAAACACAGGUAGUUGAUCGACCCCCACGCUCAGCUACUUGGUCUUACUGUGUGCGUUCCGUAACUGAAUCCCCGUGUGUAGGAGUUCAUGCCGCAUCGAUAGAUCUACAGCUUGAAUCACAUCAUCCUGUGGGCCACUUCUGUCCCACCCACAUCCACGCCGUGCCCCCCGAGUCCGAAGCGGACCACCUUGACCCAUCUGGAGUGGGGCUGUGCAGCGGUCCCCACAGCAGACCUGGACGUGACCACCUUUUGUCUUGCAGCCGGUGCCCUGGCCUCAGUCAGUCUCUUAAAUAGGAGUCUUUAUAACCAGCCCUCCAGCCCUCCGCGGUCCUUUGUGUUGGCCAUGCCACACAAGAAGGUGGCUGCUUCCUCCCCCCUCUUCCGACACUGUAAUUGUUGUUUUACAAUUGAGUGCCUUAAUAAUAGUUUACGAAUACUGUGUAUUUAUGGGAAACUGUUAAGCUCUCACCUGUGAUUGGACCUUUGCCUUGUCGGUGGUGGUUGGCGUGCGGGCCGGAGCUCGCCCUGCCCCACGCAUGCGCUCAUCUGCUGCGCGGUCGUGCGUGGGGUGGGGGUGGGGGGACCUGCAGGCGAGGCAGGCGCUGGCUCACGCCGCGCCCCACAGUUGCAAGGAAAGCACGGAAUUUGGUUUGCUAGCCAGCUGGGGGGUGGCAUCCCGCCCCGUCACACGAUUGUACUCUUGUCUCAUAGAGAUCUCUUACCACCGAGGCCACCCUGUCUCCCCACCCCCACCCCCCCUCCCCACCCCCGUGCCAGUGUCCUGAGCUCGCUGCAACAAAACGCAGGUGCAGGCACCACCCCCUGCAAAAUCAGGAACUCUACAAGAUAAGUUCUUUGGUUUUCAGAAGCUGCCACUGGGUUCCAGCGUGUUGCGUUACAGUAUCGACGAUUUUUUUUUUUUAUUAUAUUGUUUUUCUUCUUGUUUUUUUAUAUAUAUAUAUAUUUAAAAGGCAGUAUCUUUUGUACUGUGAAUUUGCAGUAGAAGAUGCAUAACGCACUUUUUCUUCUGUUGGUGCGUACUGUAAUAGUUCGUGUGCUUCUCGUGAUGAGAAUAAACUUUUUCUUUAUACGUG
Molecule: messenger RNA, 11840 nt
Organism: Prionailurus viverrinus (fishing cat)
Lineage: Eukaryota; Metazoa; Chordata; Mammalia; Carnivora; Felidae
Gene: SSH1
Product: slingshot protein phosphatase 1
Exons: 10
Coding region: 4379-7036 (885 amino acids)
Biological process (GO): actin cytoskeleton organization; negative regulation of actin filament polymerization; protein dephosphorylation
Cellular component (GO): cytoplasm
Molecular function (GO): actin binding; protein tyrosine/serine/threonine phosphatase activity
Source: RefSeq, a predicted model, not a curated record